This is a messenger RNA of Onychostoma macrolepis, 2562 nucleotides long. RefSeq names its product excision repair cross-complementation group 2 (gene ercc2). Gene Ontology annotation, molecular function: damaged DNA binding; DNA helicase activity; hydrolase activity, acting on acid anhydrides, in phosphorus-containing anhydrides. The transcript is spliced from 23 exons. The coding region runs from base 171 to 2453 and encodes 760 amino acids. NCBI's taxonomy places the organism in Eukaryota, Metazoa, Chordata, Actinopteri, Cypriniformes, Cyprinidae. The record is from RefSeq and is a predicted model, not a curated record. Gene Ontology annotation, biological process: nucleotide-excision repair; transcription by RNA polymerase II; positive regulation of mitotic recombination. Gene Ontology annotation, cellular component: nucleus.
GUUUUAGCUGCGACAGCUUUUCGUGAUACUAAAAACGCCUGUGUAACUCGAUAGAAGUCUGUUGUGUAAAAUACACAUGACAGUUACAAUUACUGCUAUAUAAAUGUGUGAAAUUAUAGAAAACUGACCACCAGAAACACCCCAGUGCUGCAAAUUGCUAUCAAGCCAACAUGAAGCUGAAUAUCGAGGGGUUAUUAGUCUACUUUCCGUAUGACUACAUUUAUCCUGAACAAUACUCGUACAUGCUUGAGCUGAAGAGGACGCUGGACGCAAAGGGUCAUGGAGUUCUCGAGAUGCCUUCAGGAACAGGAAAAACUAUUUCUCUUCUUUCCCUCAUUGUUGCUUACCAGAAGGCUUACCCUUUAGAAGUCACCAAGCUUGUCUACUGUUCUCGCACAGUGCCUGAAAUAGAGAAGGUUGUGGAGGAGCUAAGGAAACUAAUGGAUUACUAUGCAAAGCAAACAGGAGUGAAAAAUGACUUCCUUGCACUGGCACUUUCUUCACGGAAAAACCUGUGCAUUCAUCCUGAGGUGAGCUCUCUGCGUUUUGGAAAAGAAGUAGAUGGAAAGUGUCACAGUCUGACAGCAUCAUAUAUCCGCGCGCAGCAUCACAGUAACCCAAGUCAACCUCUCUGCCAGUUCUAUGAGGAAUUUAAUGCAGUAGGCAGACAGGUGCCCAUUCCUCCUGGUAUAUAUAACUUGGAUGAUCUGAAGGACUUUGGGCGUAGAAAAGGCUGGUGUCCGUACUUCCUGGCACGUUACGCAAUUCUUCACGCAAACAUUGUAGUGUACAGCUACCAUUACUUACUUGAUCCAAAAAUUGCAGACCUGGUCUCGAAAGAGCUCGCAAAGAAAUCUGUAGUUGUGUUCGACGAGGCUCACAACAUCGAUAAUGUGUGUAUUGAUUCCAUGAGCGUCAACAUUACCAGGAGGACUCUGGAUCGCUGUCAGACUAAUGUGGAAACCCUGCAAAACACCAUUAGCAAAAUUAAGGAAACCGAUGCUGCCAAACUCAGAGAAGAAUACAGGAGAUUAGUUGAAGGUCUUAAAGAAGCAAAUGUUGCCAGAGAAACUGACAUCUAUCUGUCCAACCCAGUUCUGCCAGAUGAAAUCCUCCAAGAGGCUGUACCUGGCAGCAUCCGCACUGCAGAGCACUUUGUGGGCUUUAUGAAGCGCUUCCUGGAGUACCUGAAGGCACGUUUGCGAAUCCAUCACGUGGUUCAAGAGAGUGCCCCUCAGUUCCUCAAAGACAUCUUUGAGAAGGUCUGCAUUGAUCGCAAACCCCUGAGAUUUUGUGCAGAGCGGCUGCGCUCACUGCUGAGGACACUGGAGAUCGCAGACAUUGCUGACUUCUCAGCCAUUACCUUGAUCUCACACUUUGCCACACUUGUCAGCACCUACAGCAAAGGCUUCACCAUCAUCAUUGAGCCCUUUGAAGAUAAAACGCCAACAAUAGCAAAUCCUGUCCUUCACUUCAGUUGCAUGGACCCCUCUAUCGCCAUAAAGCCGGUGUUUGGGCGCUUUCAAUCAGUCAUUAUCACAUCAGGGACUCUCUCUCCGCUGGACAUCUAUCCACGCAUCCUUGAUUUCCACCCAGUCACUAUGGCAUCCUUCACCAUGACACUGGCACGAACCUGCCUGUGCCCUCUUAUUGUUGGCAGAGGGAAUGAUCAAGUAGCGAUGACCUCCAAGUUUGAGACCAGAGAAGAUUUUGCUGUGAUCCGGAAUUAUGGAAACCUGCUGCUGGAGAUGUCUGCCAUCGUUCCCGAUGGGAUCGUUGCAUUCUUCACGAGUUACAUGUACAUGGAGAACAUUGUGGCCUCGUGGUAUGAACAGGGCAUCCUUGAAAACAUCCAAAGAAACAAGCUCAUUUUCAUAGAAACCCAGGAUGCAGCUGAGACCAGCAUGGCCCUGGAGAAGUAUCAAGAGGCCUGUGAGAACGGCAGAGGAGCAAUUCUGCUCUCAGUGGCAAGAGGGAAAGUGUCAGAGGGGAUUGACUUUGUUCAUCAUUUUGGCCGUGCCGUUAUCAUGUUUGGAGUACCAUACGUUUACACCCAGAGUCGAAUCCUCAAGGCACGGUUGGAAUACCUCAGAGAUCAGUUUCAAAUCCGGGAAAAUGACUUUCUGACGUUUGAUGCAAUGCGCCAUGCGGCUCAGUGUGUGGGCAGAGCCAUCCGAGGCAAAACAGACUACGGCCUGAUGAUCUUUGCCGAUAAGCGUUACGCACGAGCAGAUAAGCGAGGAAAGCUGCCCCGCUGGAUCCAGGAACACCUUACAGAUGGAAGCCUAAAUCUGACCAUUGAUGAGACUGUGCAGUUAGGCAAGCACUUUCUACGACAGAUGGCCCAGCCCUUCAGACGGGAGGAUCAGUUGGGUCUGUCCCUGCUGACCCUGGAACAACUGCAGUCUGAGGACAUGCUUCAGAAAAUUGCUCAGAUCGCUCAACAAGCCUGAGGUCUCAAAAGGAACAAAGAGAUGUGUAUAUAUGUAUUCUUUUUUUUUUUUAUGAUUCUUUAAUAUGGUGUUUUCUACAACAAGAAGCAUUAAUAAAUGCUGUUAUUUA